GGUCUCUUUCUGGUUUGGAAGGCGUCUUGUCGUCAGCCUCGGCUCCAUUGAUCUCCUGAAACAACAUAUUAACCCCAACCGGUUGUAGGACUGAAAAUGUAACCCUGGAGAUAUUUUCAAGACAAGGAGAAAGGAAGAAGUCUGUGAAAGUGCUGGCAGAACAGAGCUCUCUCCAGAGACAGUUUGUGCCUUGUGGAGUCACUGGCCUCCCGCAGCUGUGGAGAAAUGGCCAUUUCCCAAAUGGUGCAGAGCCAGCCCUCAGCAGAGGGCAACCUGGGUGCUGCAGCCCUGAGAGCACAGCAGUGAGUGUAUCACUUGUGUGGGACUGCCAGUUUGGACUAAGGACAAGGGGAGGAAAAAACGGAGCCUGUGGCUGAUCCAGCAGCUUGCUCUCAUAUGCACCAGGAAAACUUUGCAGUUCCAGCAGGUGUUGGUGUUAAGCAUCCUCCAGCCUCUCUAGAUGCCUCUGCUUUCUGGAUUUGCUGUGUGGGCUUUACCACCUGCCAUCUGUCUUUCUGGCUACCCAGCGUUGUGCCAAGCUCUGCCAAGGCCAGUCGGCAGGGAACUAUGGCAUGAAUAGCAGCAGCCAGUCCAUGACAAAGUACCUUGGAGGAGGAAUUGUCAGCAGCAGCUAGAGUCACAUAACAGCCUGCUCCACGUGGAGAGCCACAGUGGAUCCCUUUGAGACAAUGCUGAAGUCCCUCUUGAGAUACCAGUCCAGCCUGAAUGGGGAUACAGGAGAGAGCCACAUGAGGAGAAAGCUGUAUGAAAACGGUGUGACCAAGUCCUUGCAAAGUAACAUUGCUCUCAUCCAGAAGCUGUCAGAAGAGCUGCUAGCCAAAUGGCUCUCCCUUCCCGAGUCACAACAUGUGCCACUCUGCCAGCACAUGCUGGGCUUUGCCAUGAAGUCUGUCACGCAGACAGCUAUGGGCAGCAGCUUUGAAGACGACCGGGAAGUCAUCCGAUUCCGCAGGCACCAUGAUGCAAUCUGGUCAGAGAUUGGGAAAGGUUUCUUGGAUGGGUCUCUUGACAAAAACAUGACUAGGAAGAAGCACUACGAAGAUGCUCUGGUGGAGAUGGAAUCCGUCUUAAGGAAAGUUACAAAAGAGCGCCGAGGCAGAUCAUUCAACAAGCAUGUCUUUGUAGACAUCUUGCUGCAAGGGAGCCUGAGUGACCAGCAGAUUCUGGAAGAUACAAUGAUUUUCACCCUGGCAGGAUGCAUAAUCACUGCUAACUUGUGUACCUGGGCAGUCUAUUUCCUGACAACCUCAGAAGAUGUCCAGCAGAAUCUCUACAAGGAAGUGGACCGCAUUCUGGGGAAGGGACCAAUUACACUUGAGAAAAUUGAGCAGCUCAGGUACUGUCGGCAAGUCCUGUGUGAGACAGUGCGAACAGCAAAGCUGACUCCCAUUGCUGCACAGCUGCAGGAGCUGGAGGGCAGAGUGGACCAACACACUAUCCCCAAAGAGACACUUGUGCUUUAUGCUCUUGGUGUGAUGCUGCAGGAUAGUUCAUCUUGGCCAUCACCAUACAAGUUUGACCCAGAGAGAUUCAAUGAGGAAUCAGCCAUGAAAAACCUGUCCUUGUUGGGUUUUUCAGGAAGCCAGGAGUGCCCGGAGCUGAGGUUUGCCUAUCUAGUGACUACAGUCCUGCUGAGUGUGCUGGUAAGGAAACUGUAUCUCCACCCAGUGAAAGGACAAGUCAUGGAGACAAAAUAUGAACUGGUAACCUCACCAAAGGAGGAAGCCUGGAUAACGGUGUCCAAGAGAAGCUAAGAGGAAACAAAAGAAGGGUUUGAAAGUGCCAAUAGUGAAGUUCUGAGCAAGGGUCUUAAGGAGAAUCGUGCUGGCACCAUGUUGACUCAGCCAAGGAAUUUUACAUCCAGUUUUUUUUACCUUCCACAUUCUUAAGCACAUGCCUAUCUUGGGUACUUUUUCUAACUCAACCAGUAGUCAUAUUAAAGUAGAUUUAAUCUGUAUGCCUUUUUUACAUUUGCUUUUGGAUUUCUGGCCAAAUCAUUGCAGAGGAAGCAACAAAACCUUUCAGUGAUAUAUGUAUGAACUAUUGGGUAUCAGCUAGUCAAAGACCAGCCCCUUUCCAAUAGCAACCAGAGCUGGAUAAGAGUGCCUCUGUUAUCCAGUGGAAUGCUUCUUCAUGGAUCCUAACUAGAUAAGAUCUUGGAGACACAAGGACAAAGCCUUUCUCUAUAUAUAGGUAUUUUUAUUCAAAGUGUCUUUCCUUCCCUUGAGCUAUAUCUAUAACUGUCAAGAAGAGCAGAUACAUCUUGUGAGAAGUAUGUGUGAGUGUGAGAGAGAAAGAGAGAAAUAAAGUGGGGUGGGAAUUGCACCAGUUCUCUUGCUGUAUAAUCUUGGCAUGCUGUGGGGUUGCAAGAGAAAGAAUGACUGAGAAAUGCUAGUAAACCAAGAGGAAUAAAAUUGAUUUGGCCCCUGAGAAAACAGAAGUAUCAGUAAUAAUAUAAUGAAAUUAAAUAAAACCAUAGAACAAAGCCCUGAGAAAGGGAUUCUCUAUCCUGAAAGUUCUGAGGGCAGUGUCUAAUAUAAUCUACAUCAGAAGUUGA
Pipra filicauda (Wire-tailed manakin) is the source of this 2578-nucleotide messenger RNA. Its product is annotated as cytochrome P450 20A1. The record is from RefSeq and is a predicted model, not a curated record. The transcript is spliced from 12 exons. Lineage: Eukaryota; Metazoa; Chordata; Aves; Passeriformes; Pipridae. Gene Ontology annotation, cellular component: membrane. Gene Ontology annotation, molecular function: iron ion binding; heme binding; monooxygenase activity. Bases 690 to 1775 code for a protein of 361 amino acids.